AUGAGAUUUGAUUGUGUGGAACGACGCUUCUCCCGGCUGUUCUCCAGAUACAUCCUGGUCGUGAACAGGAAUCCUCUUCCUUUCCUGGUCAUCCCCUUCUGUCUGACCUUAUUCUUGGGUGUUGGGUUGAAUCGUCACACUCAGGCGUUCGUCAAAGAUGAAUUGGAUCUGUAUACCCCGACGGGGGCCAUGUCAAGAAGCGAAUUCAAACAACUGGACAGACUGUUCCACAUCAAUGACACUGACCCAUUUUAUGCGAGUAGGAGGUAAGAGGACAUUAAAUCACCAAACUGUUUAGAUAUGACAUCAAACGGACUGGUUAUAUUAUCAUCACCGGCAACGAGGAAGAUGAGGAUAUCCUAAAUCCAUCAGUAUUAAGUGAAGCGAUGCAUUUGUGGACCAUAAUUCAGAGCAUGACUGUGGAAUCCGACAAGAAAAAGUUUAGUUAUUCAUCAAUGUGUGUCAAAUUCCCAAUGCCUGCGGAAUUCGGGCAAACCUUGAGUUUAUUUUUGUCAUCAAAUCAGAGGUAUGGUAUAAAAUGUCAUACAAAUUAUACAUCCUUCAGUGCGGAUCAGAUUUGUGUCAGUAAUCCGAUGAUUGAGAUUUUCAAGUUUAUGUUGAAGCCCGGCCAAAAACUCUUAACGUCAGCGUUGGAUGAGAAUCUGUUGACUCAAAUCGGGGAAACCAUGGCCAUGAAUACGGCCGAGAUCUCCCAAUUACUUGGGGGAAUCAGUCUGGAUAAACAAGGACGAAUCUCUGGAGCCAAAGCCAUUCUUCUGCCUUAUGCCCUAAGGCAUGCUACAAAAGAAGAGGAUACGAUUGCUGAGAAAUGGGAGCUCAAAUUAGCUAAUUAUCUGUUAACUUACCAGUCUCCUUUAAUUAAGACUUCAUGGUGGACAUACGAAACCCUGGCCGAAGAAUCAGCCAGAGAUCGAGAGCAAUUGAUCCACAUGCUGAUCCCUUGUUUUCUGGUGGUCUCAUUGUACACUGUAAUGUGUUGUUGUGUCAAGAGUUGGAUCAGAUCUCGACCUUGGUUGGCCAUCGGAGGAGUUCUCAACGCAGCUAUGGCCAUCAUAAGUGCGGUUGGACUGUUGUUGUUAUUGAGAUUUAAGAUUACCAGUAUCGCCUAUUCAAUGCCGUUCAUUGUUUUUUGUAAGUUUCCGCUUCUCGAAUUUCGUAUUGAUUGUAUUUAUUUUCAAACUCAUCUACUUUUAGCUGUUGGUGUGGACAAUGUCUUUAUAAUUUUAUCUUCAUGGAGAGCUACAGAUGAGAAGCUUCGAUUCGAAGACCGAUUAUCCGAAGCUUUUGGUGAUGCGGCUGUCUCCAUUACAGUAACCUCUCUGACGGAUUUUAUCUCUUUUAUUGUCGGUUGCUUUACCCCAUUCCCAUCGGUUCAGAUGUUCUGCUUGUAUGCGGUAGUAGCUGUUGUCUUCACCUACUUUUAUCAGCUCACAUUCUUCGCUGCCACCAUGGUUUAUACCUGUAAAAGAGAAUGCGAGCGAAGGAACUGUCUGACGUUCCAACCGACUGUCCCAAUCACCACCAAACCUCUUCCUCCUAAUAUGCCACCUCUAAAAUAUUUUCCGUCCAAUAAGGAGAUCCUCAAAAAAGAGACUAACACUUGUUUGGCCAUCUUUUUCCGUACAAAAUACACUGAUUUCGUUAUGAAUCCUUACGUCAGAACGGUCAUCGUUUUCGGAUUUAUUCUCUAUUUGGCAAGUUUACCUCGCAAUGAAUUAACCCUAUCUUAGAUGACAGCAACUUAUGGAUGUCUUCAUCUGAAGAUGGGAUUGGAACCAUAUGACCUUCUUCCUGAUAAUUCUUAUGGAAAAAAGACGCUGAAAGAUGUCGAGAAAUAUUUUUCAGGCAAGCAAUAAAAAAUUAUGUAAACUCCCCUUUAGAAUACGGAAGUUAUCUUCAUGUUUGGAUGUAUAAUCUGUCUCACCUAAACACUGGUCAUAAAAAGCUCUGGAGUAUGAUAUACGAUGAGAUCCAAUUGUACGAGUUUACUGAGUACUCUGGAGCUAGCGACUGUUGGUAAGCGAUUUUAAAACUAUAAUAGCGGUACUGGUCCUUCCGGAAAGUCGCCGGCCUGAAAUCGGCGACACGCACUGUGAGAAAACAGGAAGGACUAGUGUUAUUAUAGCCACUACUACGGUAUUAUAAUAUAACACUUUAGGUUACGAUCCUUCCUCGAAUUUAUGGACAAAAACGGACUAGAUCUAAAUUCGACCUCGUUUAUCUAUAAUCUCAAAAACAAUUUCCUGAAGCUCCCCCAGUUUUACAAAUACAAAAGGUACGUACUAAUAAUGAUAAAUUAACCCUAGUUUCAGGGAUGUCAGAUUCACAGCUGAUAAAGGUUAUCUUGAAGCCACCAGAAUCCCAGUCCAACUUCGAUUUGUGGGCUCGGCCAACCAAUCCAAGGCCAUGCAUCUCUUCAGACGACUAGCUGAGACCAGUGAAAUUCCUACAGGAGUUUAUGCGGACUUCUUUCAGGUAAUCUACUCUGUCUUAAAUUAACUCUAGUUAGUUUGCUGAACAAUAUAACGCCGUUCUUCCUGGAACAUUGUCAUCGAUUGCCAUUGCUGCACUUGUGGUUAUACUGGUCUCAUUACUCUUGAUCCCUGAACCAAUUGCGGCUCUUUGGGUGACAUUAAGUAUCGGAAGUAUUAAUCUGGGCAUCCUCGGUUUCAUGACUUAUUGCUCGGUCAGAUUGGAUUUCAUUUCUAUGGUCACAAUUGUGAUGAGUAUUGGAUUCUGUGUGGACUUUGCUGCUCAUCUAACGUAUCAUUACGCCAAGGUAAUCACUAGAGUACGUAUGAUUGAUUACUUCCAAAUUUAGAGCCCUGAAGAAGAUGUGAAGGAGAAGGUCCGAUCGGCCUUGUACGCAGUCGGUCCACCAAUUUUACAAAGCGCAUCGUCCACGGUACUGGGGGUAUCGUUUAUGUCAUCCACAGAGAGUUAUGUGUUCCGAUCAUUCCUAAAAACCAUAAUGUUGGUCAUUACUUUAGGUGUUCUCCACGGUCUAGUUAUUCUUCCCGUCUUCCUCUCUAUAUUUAAUUUCCGUCGAUCCAAAAGAGAUGUAUUAAAAUGCUUUCCAAGUGAGCCUAUCUACAUUCCUCGUGUAAAUUCACACAACUUUGUACCGCGCGAAGAUGGGUUCCAUAAUUUAUAUGCACCUUCCUCUUCAAUUGUUACGAUUUCUCCUCCCGUUCAGGUUCUAAGAACGUACCCCUUAUCUAGACAGUCUUCUCAAACCUCCACCACUUCCAAAUACUCUGAAUCCACUUCAGAAAAUAACGUCUCAAUCAACAAAAUGGGUCUCUAGUUACAGGUACAAGUAAUAACUUUCUAUUAGGCUGUCCCAGUCUUGCUUAGUUUUGAUGUUUAUUUUCUAAAUACACACCUUUCAAGCAACUCUUAUGGGGCACGUUAUUAAUAAAUUACACAACAUUCUAAAUAUAAAUUUUCUCAAAAUGAAUAAGCUAACAUUCUACGUAUACAAAGACCAUCAUCGUCGACGAAUUCUACGACCUCUCACGUCUUGAUCCAAAAAAAUAAUAAAAGAUUGUGGACGUAUUUAUUUAUUAUGACCAGGGGUGGUCAGCGACAUUUUUUUCGAAUUUCCGGGCCGCGGCUCGGUACGUCAGAGGACGGGCCCGGUCAUUCUAAUGUUUUUUGCAGGCCCGGCCCGUUACGGCGUCAGCUCAUUUGUCAAAUUUCCAUCUGCCCGUCCGCUGACCAACCCUGUCCAUAACGGAAAAAUCUUCGUAUAAAAAUCAAUUAGAAACUGGAGGAACCCCGGGCGCAGAUCGUCCAAAAAACUUAUUUUCUCAAUUGGUCAAAAAUUGGAGAUCUCAUGAGAGCUCUUCUGAUUCUAGAACUCAAUUUGUGAUAUUUUUUGAUUCUUCGUGCCUUGUGACUGAUGUCGUAUUAUGGUAAUAAAUGUUUUUUAGCACCCUGGAGCCUUGUAUUCAGGCCGAGAUUUGUUGGGUUCAGAGUCACUCGGCCCUCCAAGUUCUCGAUCAGCUCGAAUCUAUUUUGUUUGACAUAUCAUGUCGUCUCAACGCGGUCAAGAAGUUGAAUCGAGUUCCGCCCUUGAGGCAGUCUGAGCCAGAGCCAAAAACGGCCAACCUGGUGGCUCAUGCCAAUCGAGAUGCCCUUUCAGGUCGGGUUACACUCAUUGCGGAUACCCUUACAUUGGCAGAGGUGUCCAUGAAACAUAUUAGGGCCAAUGGAGGCGUGUACAAGUCCAGAUGUGUCAAUCACUUCAAGAUCCCUCAGCUUCAGGCAUGCAGUGCAUUAGUGGUUAGGACGAUGGGGACCCUACAAAAGGUGAGUGACAAAAGAAACGUUUUAUUUGUGUCUUUUAGGGAAGGGCCAGUUAUGACGAAGCGACGAAGGGAGCGGUUUAUACAUUAGAGACCUCUCAAUUACUGUGCAACGUUCUCAAAGAUGUAAUCAAGCAACUCAACGAGUGCCUGCAAAGUCUUUUCGCUCCGGAACUUCGUACUUACCAAGAGCUCUUCCAUUCAGCAUGUGUGGAUAACUUUGAGCCCGCUCCUCCAUCAGAUGUUCUCUUCAGUUUCUACGUGUCCAUUGAUCGUCUAUUCCUAACUGCAUAUCAAAUGACACCAACUCCGAAUAACUCUUAUUCCAUUGCCAGUCUUCAUGCCGAGGCUCGAUUGGAUUCAUUGACUCAACUGCAUCAGUUGUUAAACAAGGCUCGUCUCAAUGCUUCUUUGCUUUGUUCCAAUCUGGAGAUGUUCCACAACUACCUAGAUUAA
Molecule: messenger RNA, 4787 nt
Organism: Bursaphelenchus xylophilus (pine wood nematode)
Lineage: Eukaryota; Metazoa; Nematoda; Chromadorea; Rhabditida; Aphelenchoididae
Source: the annotation of a GenBank genome assembly